UCCACGGUGUGAUCUGAGUAGUCCACCAUGGAUACCUCGAACGCCUUCGCGGUCGUCACUCUCCUCCUACUCCCGCUGCUUCUCGCCCUAGCGCAACUUGUACGACGUGGAUCUCCCCAGUACCCGCCGGGGCCGAUGGCUCUUCCUGUCAUCGGUCACCUUCACCUGCACCUCUUCGAGAGGCCCCUCCACCGCACCCUGGCGUGCCUCGCAGCUCGCCACGGCACUGUCUUCCAGCUCUGGUUCGGUUCCCGCCGCGUCAUCGUCGUGUCGUCGGCUGAUGCCGCCAAGGAGUGCCUGGCCACGCUCGACGUGGCGUUCGCCAACCGGCCGCGUCUGCCGUCAGGCCGGAUCCUCUCCUACGACUGGACCACCAUGGGCACCUCUAACUACGGACCCUACUGGCGGCGCGUCCGCCGCAUCACCGUCACCCAUAUUCUCUCCGUGCACUGGGUGCAGCAGUUCGCCGACGUGCACGAGCGCGAGACGCGGGCCAUGGUGCGGGGCCUCUACCGCCCCACGGCCCGCAACGGCGUGCGACGCGCUCGGGUGGAGCUCAAGUCGCGGCUGUUCGAGCUGCUGAUGAACGCCAUGAUGGGGAUGGUGUGCGCUAAGAGGUACUACGGCUGCGACGGGAAGGAGAACGAGACAGAGGCGGAGGUGAGCGAGGAGGCGCGGUGGUUCAGGGAGAUGGUGGAGGAGACCAUGGAGCUGAGUGGCGCGUCGACGGUGUGGGACUUCCUGCCGGCGUGGGCACGGUGGUUGGACGUGGGCGGAGUGGGGCGCCGGCUGUGGCGGCUGCGGGAAAGCCGGACUAAGUUCUUGCAGGGGCUGAUCGAGGAGCAGAGGAAGGAGAUGGAGAAUGGCCCGCAGCCGCAGGCACGGAAGACCAUGAUCGGAGUGCUGCUUACGCUGCAGAACGAGGACCCCGACGCCUGCCCGGACAACCUCAUCCGCACCAUGUGCAUUAGUUCCCUCGAAGCUGGAACAAGUACUUCAGCGGACGCAGUGGAGUGGGCGAUGUCCCUCCUGUUAAACAACCCUGGCGCGCUGGCGAAGGCUCAAGAAGAAAUAGACGCAUGCGUAGGGCAACCAGCACGCCUAAUCGAGGCGGCCGAUCUCCCGAAGCUGCAAUACCUUUGGUGCAUCAUCAUGGAGACGUUGCGUCUAUACCCGCCGACGCCCCUUCUUCUUCCUCAUGAAUCCGCAAAUGACUGCACGGUCAGCGGAUUUCACGUACCCAUGGGGACAAUGCUCCUAGUCAAUACGUUCGCGAUACAUAGGGACCCUGAGAUUUGGGAUAGACCUGGAAGCUUCAUGCCAGAGAGCUACCAGAGAGGUAUGCUUGAUGAUGAAUAUCUAUUCUGUUUUGUUUGUAGGUUCCUGGGUGAGAACAGUGAAGGCAAGAUGUUCAACCCAUUUGGUAUGGGAAGGAGACGAUGCCCGGGGGAGAAUUUGGGCACGCAGAUGGUAGGACUUGCUCUGGGGACUAUGAUCCAGUGUUUCAAUUGGGAAAGAGUAGGAGAUGAUCUUGUUGACAUGACCGAGGGAGCUGGAUUAACCAUACCCAAAAAAGUGCCACUGGAGGCCUUCUAUGAGCCCCGUGCUUCUAUGGCGAAUCUGCUUUCGAAGAUUUAGAGGUGUCGUGCGAGUUUUAUAGUAAAGUUUAUAGCUACAUAGUGGUUAUUAAUCCUAGACAACGUAUUUACGUGUGUUGAGAUAUAUGUUGGAUAUAAUAGGAUUUCGUUUCCUAUUGUAUAUUCAUACAUAGUGAAGGUAUCGACAACCUUAAGGGUUUAAGCCCUUACAAUAAUUUUUAUGGUAUCAGAUCUUACUCCUACAA
This is a messenger RNA of Zea mays, 1843 nucleotides long. RefSeq names its product cytochrome P450 81Q32. The transcript has 3 exons. Bases 28 to 1638 code for a protein of 536 amino acids. NCBI's taxonomy places the organism in Eukaryota, Viridiplantae, Streptophyta, Magnoliopsida, Poales, Poaceae. Gene Ontology annotation, molecular function: heme binding; iron ion binding; monooxygenase activity. The record is from RefSeq and is a predicted model, not a curated record.